Molecule: messenger RNA, 276 nt
Organism: Fusarium coffeatum
Lineage: Eukaryota; Fungi; Ascomycota; Sordariomycetes; Hypocreales; Nectriaceae
Exons: 1
Coding region: 1-276 (91 amino acids)
Source: RefSeq, a predicted model, not a curated record
AUGUGUCUCCCAUUCGGCAGAAGAAAGAAACAAGCACAAGUCUACGACUAUCACCCCCAACCAGCAAUGGGAUACGCCGCAAAACAAUACAACUACGGCUACCCAAAGAAGUACAAGAAGCACCGCAAAUAUGGUCACGUCGGUGAAGGCGUAGGUCACAUGGGAGGUUUCUGGGGCGACGGCGGGUUUGGCGGAGGCGAUGGCGGCGGUUGGGGCGGUGAUGGUGGAGGUGGAUGCUCUGGUGGUGAUGGAGGCGGUGGUGGUGGAUGUAGCUAA